Messenger RNA from Brenthis ino (lesser marbled fritillary), 336 nucleotides. The record is from the annotation of a GenBank genome assembly. NCBI's taxonomy places the organism in Eukaryota, Metazoa, Arthropoda, Insecta, Lepidoptera, Nymphalidae.
AUGUUCCAAGCUUUAAGACGUCAUGGUACGAAAACUCAAAGUAAAAAUGAAAAUAAAAGAAACAAUAAUUUAGUUAUCAAAAGUAAAAUAUUAAACUUACCUUUAUUUCAAGAUCUAAAUAAAUCUGAAACUGAUAACAGAGAUGAAAUAAGUGAAACGCAACAUAGUUCUGAUAGUUCUUCAGAUGACUCCGCUCUGUUUGAAGAUGUUCAUGAUGAAACAUACCUACCUAAUGAAACGCUGGAAACUCAGCCACAGAGCAGAAUGACUUUGAGACCACUUCAACAUCGUAUAGAGAAGAAUCAGAUUAAUAAUAUGAACCAUGAGUUUAUUAAA